CCCAAUGAGCUUAUAAAAAAAAAGGAGGGCUUAAUAUAUGGGAGAAUGUCUCUCCAAGUGCAUCAACAAACAAGAGAUCGUCAAGUGUUUUAGGAACAAAGCAAAGGUUUAAAAAGAAGGCAUGGCUAUGAUGCUCAACUACUUAGCAUUUCAAUCCCUUCCUUCAGUUGCUCUCCUACCUACAAGAGCUCAGAGAUCUCUCAAGCUUUCUGUGACUUCCAGCCUCUACUCCAGUUCUAAAGGGAAACCAUUGUCCUCAGGUCGCGCUAAAGAAGCUAAUAUUAACGUAGUCCAUCGCAUGUCACCAGAAAAGGUUGAAAUCUUCAAAUCAAUGGAGGAUUGGGCCAGAAGUAACAUCUUAACUCUUCUAAAACCUGUUGAGAAAUCUUGGCAACCACAAGACUUUUUGCCAAAUCCUGCCUCAGAUGGAUUCAUUGAACAAGUCAAUGAACUCAGGGAGAGAACAAAGGACAUUCCCGAUGAUUACUUUGUUGUCUUAGUGGGCGAUAUGAUCACGGAAGAAGCCCUUCCAACUUACCAAGCACUUAUCAAUAGCACAGAAACGUUUUACGAUGAAACGGGUAGUGAUAAUACACCUUGGGCAACAUGGACAAGGGGAUGGAGUGCAGAAGAAAACAGGCAUGGUGAUCUUCUCAACAAAUACCUCUACCUUUCAGGGCGAGUAGACAUGAAACAAAUCGAGAAGACAACACAAUAUUUGAUUGGGUCUGGAACGGAUUUCGGCCCCAGGGCAAGUACUCCAUGCGCUUUAACUAUCUACACAUCGUUUCAAGAAAGAGCAACAUUUGUCUCCCAUGGUAAUACAGCCAAGCUUGCCAUGAAGUACGGCGAUGAAAAGCUUGCCCAAAUAUGUGGCACAAUCGCCGCAGAUGAGAAACGCCAUGAAACUGCUUAUACCAAAAUAACUGGGAAGCUUUUCGAGCUUGAUCCAAAUGAAACCAUCAUGGCCUUUGCUAAAAUCAUGAGGAGUAAAAUAUCAAUGCCAGCUCACUUAAUGUACGACGGCCAUGACGAAAAUCUUUUUGAUCACUUUGCAAAUGUUGCCUCUCGAAUUGGGGUGUACACAGCUAGGGACUACGGAGAAAUAUUGGAACAUUUGGUGGGUUUAUGGAACGUGGAGAAGCUAACUGGACUGUCUGGUGAGGGACGAGAAGCCCAAGAUUAUGUAUGUGGAUUAGCUCAGAGAUUGAAAAAGGUAGAGGAAAGAGCUCUAACAAGGGCAAUGAAAGAACCCACUGUUUCUUUCAGAUGGAUUUAUGGAAGGGAGGUGUAGCCAUGGCAUAUGUUGGAGAAGUUGUCAAAGACAUUAAUUAAGCUCAAUUUGUUCUUAGUGUUCCUUUGUAUGCUUUUCUAGUUGUCUUUUAAGGGAAGUUUAUACUUGUAUGCAAUUAAGCCCUUUGGGAAGUUAGUUGGCCAGUAUUAUGCAUG
Messenger RNA from Corylus avellana, 1449 nucleotides. The record is from RefSeq and is a predicted model, not a curated record. Lineage: Eukaryota; Viridiplantae; Streptophyta; Magnoliopsida; Fagales; Betulaceae.